Messenger RNA from Helobdella robusta, 465 nucleotides. RefSeq lists its product as hypothetical. Gene Ontology annotation, biological process: protein folding; chaperone-mediated protein complex assembly. Gene Ontology annotation, cellular component: nucleus; cytosol. Bases 1 to 465 code for a protein of 154 amino acids. The record is from RefSeq and is a predicted model, not a curated record. Gene Ontology annotation, molecular function: Hsp90 protein binding; protein-folding chaperone binding. The transcript has 7 exons. Lineage: Eukaryota; Metazoa; Annelida; Clitellata; Rhynchobdellida; Glossiphoniidae.
AUGGCUAACGACAGACAUUUACCGUCAGUUCAGUGGGCACAACGCAAGGACAAAUUGUAUCUGACCAUUAAUGUGGAAGAUUGCAAAGACCCAACGAUCAAGCUAGAACAGAACUCUCUACAUUUUGAGGGUGUUGGAAACAAAGAAGCAUUGCAUUAUGAUAUAACAAUAGAGUUUUAUGGAGACGUUGAUCCAGAAAAAUCCAAACAUGUGGUUCUGCCUCGUCAUAUACAAUUUGUGGUCUAUAAGAAAGAAAGUGGGCCAUUCUGGCCCAGACUACUAAAAGAUAAAACAAAGGUUCACUGGUUGAAAACAGAUUUUGAUAAGUGGAGGGAUGAGGAUGAUUCUGAUGUUGAUGAGUCUAAAGAUUUUGCUUUUGAGGAUAUGAUGAAUAAUAUGGGAAGCUAUAAAGGGCCAGAAGAGGAUAUGGCUGAUGACGAGAGAGAUAGCGAUGAUGAAGGUUAA